AUGCCCACUGCCCCUUACCCGCAGCUCCUGCCUCCCCGCAUCUCUGAGCGCGAGUUCGGGUGGGUUCCUCCCGGGGCCGGCCUGGCUCCCUUCGCCUCCUAUCUGCGCAGCAGAAAGCCAUCCGAGGUGGCCGAGCAGUGCAGUGGAAAAGUACUGUCGGUGAAGCUUUCUCUCCAGGGUUCCUCCAAGGUCGUGGGCCAGCCUGGCGCGCCAGAGCUGGGAGACCAGUCCCCCGCUGCAGCGGCUGGUAGUGACUCUCGCCUGGACUAA
Messenger RNA from Rangifer tarandus platyrhynchus (Svalbard reindeer), 270 nucleotides. The record is from the annotation of a GenBank genome assembly. NCBI's taxonomy places the organism in Eukaryota, Metazoa, Chordata, Mammalia, Artiodactyla, Cervidae.